This is a messenger RNA of Sapajus apella (tufted capuchin), 3546 nucleotides long. RefSeq names its product cytidine and dCMP deaminase domain containing 1 (gene CDADC1). The coding region runs from base 168 to 1646 and encodes 492 amino acids. Gene Ontology annotation, cellular component: cytoplasm. Lineage: Eukaryota; Metazoa; Chordata; Mammalia; Primates; Cebidae. Gene Ontology annotation, molecular function: zinc ion binding; dCMP deaminase activity. Gene Ontology annotation, biological process: dUMP biosynthetic process; dTMP biosynthetic process. The record is from RefSeq and is a predicted model, not a curated record. The transcript has 10 exons.
ACACGAGGCGCCCCGAAGUGGCGGUCAAGCUUGAGGCGUCAUCCGGCUGCGCCUAGUGGGCCGUUGCCUUACAAUUGUUGCGAGGAGGCGAGAGGCGGGGACGCUGGGGCCAAGAUCAUGUCUGACUGGGAGAGGUUUCCUUGGCAGCAGAGGACGCUAGGUUUGGGAUGAAAGAAGCUGGGCAGAUGCAAAAUCUGGAGAGCGCGAGGGCCGGGCGGUCAGUCAGCACCCAGACUGGCAGCAUGACAGGUCAGAUACCAAGGCUUUCUAAAGUCAACCUUUUCACUCUGCUCAGCCUCUGGAUGGAGCUCUUCCCAGCAGUAGAAGCCCAGAAGCAAAAAUCUCAGAAAAAUGAAGAGGGAAAGCAUGGACCCUUAGGAGAUAAUGAAGAGAUGGCCAGAGUAUCUACUGACAAAAAACAGGUAAAGAGAACUGGUCUUGUGGUGGUGAAAAACAUGAAAAUUGUUGGUCUCCACUGUUCUAGUGAAGAUUUACAUGCCGGGCAGAUUGCUCUUAUUAAACACGGGUCAAGGCUGAAAAACUGUGAUCUUUAUUUUUCCAGAAAACCAUGUUCUGCUUGUUUGAAAAUGAUUGUAAAUGCUGGAGUUAACCGAAUUUCAUAUUGGCCUGCUGAUCCAGAAAUAAGUUUGCUUACUGAGGCUUCUAGUUCUGAAGAUGCAAAGUUAGAUGCCAAAGCAGUGGAAAGAUUGAAGUCAAAUAGUCGGGCCCAUGUGUGUGUCUUACUUCAACCUUUGGUGUGUUAUAUGGUGCAGUUUGUAGAGGAGACCUCUUACAAAUGUGACUUUAUUCAAAAAAUUACAAAAACAUUGCCGGAUGCUAACACUGACUUUUAUUAUGAAUGUAAACAAGAAAGAAUAAAAGAAUAUGAAAUGAUAUUUUUGGUUUCAAAUGAAGAAAUGCAUAAGCAAAUACUGAUGACUGUAGGUUUGGAGAACCUGUGUGAAAAUCCAUACUUUAGCAAUCUAAGGCAAAACAUGAAAGACCUUAUCCUACUUCUGGCCACAGUAGCUUCCAGUGUGCCGAACUUUAAACACUUCGGAUUUUACUGUAGCAAUCCAGAACAAAUUAAUGAAAUUCACAAUCAAAGUUUGCCACAAGAAAUUGCAAGGCACUGCAUGGUUCAGGCCAGGUUAUUGGCAUAUCGAACUGAGGAUCAUAAAACAGGAGUUGGGGCAGUCAUUUGGGCAGAAGGAAAAUCUAGAAGUUGUGAUGGAACAGGUGCCAUGUACUUCGUAGGAUGUGGUUACAAUGCUUUUCCUGUUGGAUCUGAGUAUGCUGACUUCCCACACAUGGAUGACAAGCAGAAAGACAGAGAAAUAAGAAAAUUCAGAUACAUCAUACAUGCGGAACAGAAUGCCUUGACAUUUAGGUGUCAAGAAAUAAAACCAGAAGAAAGAAGCAUGAUUUUUGUGACAAAGUGCCCAUGUGAUGAGUGUGUACCUUUAAUUAAAGGUGCAGGCAUAAAACAAAUAUAUGCAGGAGAUGUAGAUGUUGGAAAAAAGAAGGCAGAUAUCUCUUACAUGAGAUUCGGGGAACUUGAAGGUGUUAGCAAAUUUACGUGGCAGCUGAAUCCAUCAGGAGCUUAUGGUCUUGAACAAAAUGAGCCUGAAAGGAGAGAAAGCUGAAACAAGUGCCCAUGGGUUUGAAAUGAAGCUGUCCUGACCUAGCGUUAUUCUCAAUGCUAGACGGUGUGUUGAGAUCCGUCCCACAGAAGGAAGAGCAGCACCAGGACAAGAAGCUGCGCCUCGGAAUCCACUAAGAAGGCCUGUCUACACUUCAGGGGAGCCUCAAGAACUUUCAUUGCACUUCUAAAAUUCAGCCUUGUUCAUUCAGAAAAUAAGGAUGGAUUUUGUGAAUAAUUGAAAAGAUUUUUUAAGGAAACUAAUUUAUUUCUAGGAUACAAAUGGUGUUAAUCAGAAUAUUUGUAUUUUAGAUUUAUGUGUGGGUUUUCCAUAAUGUAGCAGUGUGUUAUUUUAUUACACAAAAUGAGGGAGCAAUAACUUAAACAAAUGUAAUCACAAGUAGGGACUGAUUUCUAUUUAUCUUGACUUUAUAUUAGCCAAUUUGAAAGGGUCUGCUUCACAGGAGGUCACGCCUCUGCAGGGAAUCACACACCUUUUGAGAAAUAUUAAUUCUUUUGAAUUACAAGAGUGACAGUUAGUAAACUGUUCCAGGGAAAUAAAAGUAUCAUCUUUAAGAGUCAGUGUAUAGCAAACCAAAAGGUCACAUUUAUACCCAAAGCUUUCUAGUAAUCUGAAUUUAAUUAAUUAGGACUCACUCAUAAAAAUAAAGUUAGUGGACUUGGUCACCAUUUUUAAAGUAUAUUUUGUAAAUGUUAAUUUUUCUUAAAUAUUUUCAUAUGUAGAAUCACAAUAAUGUGUUGGACUGUGAUCCUGUUUAUCACAGAGUUUGGGUAGCAAGAAGAAGAGAGUGUUAUCUGAUACAGUGUUGCUGCUUGAUCACUGACUCUUGAAAUCACUAACAGUGAACCUCAAAUUUGGUUAUGAUGUUAACAGAGAAGAAAUAUUUGAGUCUGAGAUAUUGAAACUAACCUUCCUAGAAUUCCAUUAAUAAAUGCUGCUUCCCAUAUAAUCUUCCCCUCCAUAUAAUUAGCACAGGUUGUCUCAUGGCUUUGAUCUUAAAAGGGAAGAGCCUUUUAAAAACAUUUGCAAACCUCAAGAAUAAAUACUAAAAGUCUUGAAAGUGUGGUCAUUUCAGCUAUUCCAGAUUGCUCUCUCUGAUUUCUCACAUUCUUAUUUGCUAAAAAAACUUUCAGAAAAUCAAUUCCAAAAAUGAAGGUACAUGUUCUGUUCUCUCCUAGGUUAGAGAGGGAGUGGCCUGGGGUACUUCAUGAGAAACGGCUCGCUGGUUCUGUGUGGUCAGGUUUGCCUCUGCUUUUGUUCCCUGCCUUUCCAUGAUAUCACAUGGCCUCACUGGGCUUCAUAACAGUUUCUCAGAAUUACACACAAGACUAUCCAAAUGUUUCAUGCCAGGGCUAUGACUGCAGCCUGUGUCGGUCCAUGGGGAGUUCAGAGUCAUCAUACCAGGCAGCCAAGAACUGCCGUAAGCACUACACAGAUGGAGGGCAUGGGAUAGGGCGGGAGAAGAGGCAAGGUACACUUAGAGGUAACUAAGGCUAGUUUGAAAACCACGAGUUGAGAUAUUCUUAUCAGUAUAAACACACUGAGAUUGCUUACCUCAAAAUUGCUUUAUUAUAUUAACUCUCGUGCUUCAGCUCUUGGAUUUGUUAUUUCUUACUAACAUGUCAAGUACACCAAACAUUUUAUAAAUCAGUCAGCAAAUAAUUUGUAAGACCCAAAAGCCUGGCAUACUGCCAGGUGUGUGGAUUUGUGUGUUGGGUGUUGAGAUGGGAUAUGAGAGGAAGAAGCAUAUAAAUGGGAAAAACCUGUGUUUAGAACGGAAAAUUUGGUAUUUCCACAGUACUAUUAAGAGAGUAGUGAUAAUGUCAUUUUUUUUUUUUCUGUACAACUGGUCAGAUUUCAAUAAAUAAUCAUUGACAGUUUA